CAUGACAUUUCUCUGCAUCUGGAGGAAAAUACCCAGGACAAUAAUGCUGGCUAAUAAUAUCAAACUGAUGAGCAAAGAAAUAGCACCCACGUUCUCAACUGAUGAUGUGGCAAAGAUCAAGAAAUUCUGCAAAACUCAAACUAAAGAUAUCUUUGACCAUUUAAGCAAGUCUUUAGCACCAAACGUUCAUGGCCAUGAGUAUAUUAAAAAAGCCAUUUUGUGUAUGCUACUGCGGGGUAAUGAGAAAGUUCUCAACAAUGGGACAGACAUUAAAGAAGACAUCAAUAUCUUAUUAUUAGGGCAACUUGCACACUUCCUUAUUGGCAGUACUGAAACAAAACUUCAUCCACACGCACUACUAUGGCAUUUUCACCAUGUCGGUAGAGAUGGGAUCUGUUUUCCAACAACAACCCCUUGCCAAAAGCACUUCCCCAGCACCUGAAUUACCUUCCUGUGUAUCCGAAUGUAGUGCAUGUGGAGACAUGAAAAUUCAAAACAGCUGUAUAAUGGCACUCAAUGACCUGUUAAUGGAUCUGCUGCACUUUGCAACCCAAAGGACUGUCUAUUAAAGCUUUAAUAAAUCUAAAAGUUGGUCCCUUAAUAA
Molecule: messenger RNA, 604 nt
Organism: Falco peregrinus (peregrine falcon)
Lineage: Eukaryota; Metazoa; Chordata; Aves; Falconiformes; Falconidae
Product: maternal DNA replication licensing factor mcm3-like
Exons: 3
Coding region: 2-442 (146 amino acids)
Biological process (GO): DNA strand elongation involved in DNA replication; mitotic DNA replication initiation; double-strand break repair via break-induced replication
Cellular component (GO): MCM complex; nucleus
Molecular function (GO): single-stranded DNA helicase activity; single-stranded DNA binding; ATP binding
Source: RefSeq, a predicted model, not a curated record